Messenger RNA from Notechis scutatus (mainland tiger snake), 1850 nucleotides. The record is from RefSeq and is a predicted model, not a curated record. NCBI's taxonomy places the organism in Eukaryota, Metazoa, Chordata, Lepidosauria, Squamata, Elapidae.
AUGACCGACUCAACUUUCCAGGAGGUUCCAAGAAGAAGGACGGGAGGAACAACAGAUCCGUCCGAACGAUCAAGAGGCCAAACCGCGACUGAAUUGCGCAGGUCCAGUCGGACCCAUAAAAGCCCUGCCUACCUACAUGAUUACGUAUGGGGAGAUUACUUCGGACUAAGGAGCGCGGGAUCCUGCCGCGACUACUUCUACCGGGAGAAGGCCCCGGAUUCUGCCCCUCAGUCGGCGAAAGCCACUCGUCCACCUUCGCUUUUUCACCAGAUGGAUCGCGCAGCCCGCUCCGGUAGCGGCGCCUCGGAGCCCCUGGACGAGCUCUUCGGGAAUCCGCCUCUUGCGCGAUCUUCACGAGGGAAGCCGCGACGCACUUUUGGAUUGGAUCCGGCGCGGCUAAAGGGGCGCAUCCGACGGGAGAGCUCCGACGGAUCCGGCACGUCGAGUCCCCGAUGGUCGUUGAAUAGAGAAGGCGCGACGGUCUCCGCUUCCUUCGCCCGGGCUCAGCGCCGAAGAGGAAGCGAGGUGUGCCUUGUGUGUGGCGGACAAUGCAGCCGAAUAUUUCCCCCACAUCUUGGCUCAUCACAGAUAAUCUAUGGAAAUGGUACCACUAUUGGCUCUGUAAUUACAUUUCGUUGUUCUGAAGAGCAUCAGCUGAUUGGUCAUGGAGUUGUCACUUGCAUUUGGAAAGAAAAUGCUACACAGUGGACAGGUGACACGCCUUCAUGUAUACCCAUAUCCAAGUAUGAAACCUUUGGAUUUAAAGUUGCCGUGAUUUCUUCCAUUGUGAGCUGUGCCAUUAUACUCCUGAUGUCGAUGGCUUUUGUAACCUGUUGUCUUAUCAAGUGUAUUAAGAAAAGUGAAAGAAGAAGGGCUCAAAGGGAUAUGCAGUUCUGGUACCAGCUCAGAAGUGAAGAGCUAGAAAAUAUGCAAGCAGCGUACUUUGGUUUGAAAGGCAGGAACAACAACAACAACAACAAAAAUAUUAAAACCCAGGCGGAGUCUGAUGGUGGUAGUAAUGUGGCGUAUGACAACCAAGGCUUCUGCAGCUUCAAAGAAGACUGGAUUAGAGACAUGGCACAAACACGCUGUUCUGGAGAAUGUGACUUACAAAAUAAAUCGGCAAAAACCAGUAAUGCAUUUGGUAAACUUUUGGCCCCUGGACAUAGUGGUGGUAUACAGAGCAUCCAUACAGUACAUGCGGUAGACGUUUACGGGCAGGAUACAGAUAUCCUUGGAAAACUGCAUACUCACUUACCUGGAUAAACAGCCUCCAACCGUUAAAAGUUGUCCUGGACCAAAGGAAAUUGUGAAUACACAUGCUUACUGAAUGUGCCUUAAAAACAACAUAAAAAUAAAUGUCUGUCCCUCAUGUAUCUGUUGCGGUAAAUGUUUGACUAUAGCUAUAAUUUAUCAAAUUGCCCAAAAUAUGGAAAAUUAAAUUCAGUGUCACAAAAAAGCAAAAUAAAAUGCAUUUUUUAUAUUUACUAGGGCAGCGCAUGCUUAAAAAACAAUUAAGAAGAAAUUACUUGGAUUUGCACAAGCACAGCAGCACCUCCUUUCAUUAAAGAAGCAAAACUUAUUCCAGGUGAGCGUCAGUAAAUAGGUGCUGCUGCUUUAAUGAACGGGAGAGAGGCUGUACUCUGUUCCAAAGCACUUUGGAAUUAUUUUGAUGUUUGUGCGCACCUACAAUUUAAUAUCAAACUACCAUUUCUGCACUUCGCUCAAAAAAUAAAAAAGGGAUGACAUCAAGAAAGGAAUUGUAUAUUGUUUUAUGUGCUUCAAUGUUGGCUCUUACCAGUUUGUACCUUUUCUGCAUGUGAAAAUCCUGAUGAUAGUGAGGAUGAAUU